Molecule: messenger RNA, 2361 nt
Organism: Ceratitis capitata (Mediterranean fruit fly)
Lineage: Eukaryota; Metazoa; Arthropoda; Insecta; Diptera; Tephritidae
Product: protein Exd1 homolog
Exons: 2
Coding region: 225-1328 (367 amino acids)
Molecular function (GO): nucleic acid binding
Source: RefSeq, a predicted model, not a curated record
CUGCACUGACAUUUAUGAAAUUGUUUUUUUGUCAUUUUUAUUUAUUUUGCAACUUCUAUUCAGAAUGAAACAAUUUAUUAAAAUUAAAUAUUUUCUUAAUUAAAAAUUCAAAUACGAAAUAAUUUAUAUUUUCAGUUUAAUUAAGUGAGUUUUCUUGUUACUGCUGGUAUUUAUUUCGUAGCGAAACGCCUAGAAUUUGUUAACUGUGUAUUUGUCAAAAGAAAAUGGAGCCUUCAGACAUCACGCUGCAAUUGGGCCAAUUACUCUUGGUUCAAACAACUACGGAAUUAUUGACUGGAAUACUAAAAUUUGUUGAUCCUAAACGCAAAAUAAUAGAAUUAGAAAAUGCUUAUGAUCAACGCUCAAAUUGUCAAUAUACCUCGCCACAGAUUUUGAACUUUCCACAAAUUAAAAAACUUCAAAUUAUACGAGAUAAUACGCUACCAAAUAGUAGAAAUAGUUCCAGUUCCACAACACCAAGCGCAUCUGAAAUUGACCCGGAAAGUCCAACCAGUUACAAAACAGCAUUAAAAUCGUUAGCAUCAACACCUGAAAGCAAACAAUCGCCACAGCAGGAUAGUGAUGUUUCGUUAAGUAGUACUGAAUUGGAAUUGAUACACGGGCAAUUAAAUGCGAUUGUUUGCAUUACACAAACUGAUCAGAAAUAUCACAAAGCAUUAGCAGAUAUACGCGUACAGCCCGUUGUUGCGCUUGUCAUGGAACCUGUGGAUUACGGUAGGGCGCAACGUACUUCAGUGCUAAUUAUAUCCACAUUCCAAACCGUAUACAUAUUCGAUAUUAUUGCGCUGGGUAAUAUAUUUCGCGAAAUUAAACAGCUCCUAGAGGCAGAGCAACCACGUAAAGCGGUACAUUACAGUCAUAGACUAGUUGAUCAUCUGAAAAAUCGGCACGAUGUUAAUUUAGGUGGAAUAUUCGAUACUUUUGUAGCAAUCUCCAUUGUACGUGGUAUUAAAGAGCCAAUGACACUUAUAGAAGCAGUAGAACAAACAUUUAAUAUAACGCACCUUUAUUUUCAACCUGGUGCAGAGAGCAACCAUAAUAUGGAUCCUUACAAACGGCCACUAAACGCUGACUUUCGCCAAGUACUAGCAAAGAAAGCUAUCUUUCAAUUAAAAUUGCAUGAACAUCUACUCCACAAACAUAUGCUGAAAAACUUUUACAAUCAAUGCAAUAUUUUUUCGCAUACCUUUUGCGAAAAAGAAGAUGUUACAACUCCGUUGGAAAUGCAACGUAAGAGUCGUGCGGGAUUUCAACAUAUAAAACGUUCGACAAAUGAUUUUGCAUUCAACUUCAAUGGGUUGAAGUAAAUUCACAAAACAAAUCCACUAGAUUAAAAGGAAACUAUUUGUGGUAUGAAUUUGGUGUACAUUUAAAUUUAAUUUAGGCAACUUUAACAUAAAUUUAGAUUGCCAACAACGCUUACAAGUGCCAUUUAUGUAUGUACGUUAUACCAAGUUGAAAUAUGUGUAAAAAAGUGCGGAGGGUUCAAAGAAUGUAAAAAUUAACUUCAGAUAAUGUGAGUGCUUUAUUCUACGAAUCAUAUGAUUGAUAAACAAUAUCAAAAAUCGAUAUUGGCAAUUUUAUAAUUGUUAAGCAAAAUAUUUGCUGCUUACCUCAACCUCAUUUAAAAAAAAUAUUAAUUUAGAAACAACUGUUAAUUAAAUCGUCUAAAUGAACAACACAAAAGAAUAUCGAUUUAAUUUAAAAGUACAAUUUUUUUUUUGUUAUUCCGAAAUAUUUGGCAUGUAUUUGUGUAUGAAUUUUAAAUUGUAAACUAAAAUAUGUACUCAACAAAUUAAAAAAAAAAAUAUAUAUAUAUAUACAUGAAAUUCUUGUAAAGUGAUAAUAUCAUUAAGCUAAAAUGAAAAUUAGGCGUAUAAUGUCAAAAAAAAAUUUUAGUAUCAAUUUUAUAGCGUGUAAAAAUAUUUUCCUUUAUUAUCAUUUCGAUACCCGCAGAGAUUUAUCGACUCGUGCUCGAGCCAUAGAUACUUUGCAGCUAUACCUAGCUUAUAAAUAUCUUUACAAAUCGUCACAUUUAGGUUUCAAGUGAAGAAUGUUUGAAAAGCGUUUGUUUCCAUUUAAGCGAAGUCAGACUAAGCAUGCUUUGAAGUAGAAUAAAAUCUCAUCUAAAAAUGAAAAUGAACUCAACAGUGGUAUUUAUUAAUAAUAAACACACCCGCACUCCUCCUAACGCACUUAAUACUUUUUAUACACAUUGAAAUAUUUAUUUAAGUACAUACAUACCUGAUUUAUUUGAAUUUGUUUAAUUUUUUUUUUGUUAAGUUAAAAUUAUCUUAAAUUUUUAUAUCAAAUAUAAUUGGAUUUAAUCUAAAGUUGUAA